Xenopus laevis (African clawed frog) is the source of this 1398-nucleotide messenger RNA. RefSeq names its product E3 ubiquitin-protein ligase TRIM7. Bases 1 to 1398 code for a protein of 465 amino acids. The record is from RefSeq and is a predicted model, not a curated record. NCBI's taxonomy places the organism in Eukaryota, Metazoa, Chordata, Amphibia, Anura, Pipidae. The transcript has a single exon.
AUGGCGGCUGCCGAUGAGGAGCUCUCUGCCCUGCAGAGGAAGAAAAACCUGAGCAACAUAGUAGAGCGACUGCAGCUGGAAAAACGGGACAAUGGGAUUUUCUGCUCCUACUGUGACUCUUCUGUGCCUGCUAUUAAAUGCUGCCUUCACUGUGAGGCUUUUGUUUGUAGUAAGCACCUGAGAAUGCACAGCAAGUCAGAGAAACACAUCUUGGUAGACCCCACAAUACAACUGGGGGAGCGGAAAUGCUCUGUCCAUGAUGAAGUUUUUAAAUAUUACUGCUACGAGGACUAUACUUGCAUCUGUGUGUCCUGCUGGGUGAGCGAGGAGCACAGGGGCCACUGGGUGGAGCUGCUGAAUGAGGCCUCUGCGAAAAAGAAAAAGAACCUGAAAAGUCUUCUGGGCAAAAUGUCUUCAGAGAGAGAAGAUACUGAGAGAGAAGUACAGAGACUGCAGGAGCAAAGGAGAGAAGUGAGAGAAAAAGCAGCCGGUGAGACAAAGCAAGUGACUGCCAUGUUUAGGGGCAUCAGGGAUCAACUGGAAGCCCUAGAGAAGAAGGUCCUGAGUGAGAUCUCCAGGCAGAAAGAGGAGCUCUCCCUCAAACUCUUGGAUUUAAUCCAGCAGAUGGAAAUAAAGAAGGCCGAGCUGUCUAAAAAGAUCCAUCACAUCGCAGAGGUGUGCAACAUGACAGAUCCCCUGAGUGUCUUACAGGAAUGGGAAUCAGAUGGAGCCGACUUCUGUGGGGACGAGUGGGAAGAUAACGAGAGCGAUGAUAUCGUGGUCCCUGCUGUAAAACAUCUGGAUGUCAAUGUGACAUUAUUCACAGGUUUAGUUGAGAUUGUGACGAGCGUUCAGGGGUGCUGGUUCCCUGGGCAGGAGGCUACAGACAUGUUACUGGAUAUAAACACGGCCAGCAGUCAAUUAUCUCUAUCAGAUGACUGGAGAUCUCUGUCCCACUCUUGUACAGACCAAUGUUACCCACAAAGCCCAGAGGAAUUUCAAUACCCUCAGGCUUUAAGCACCAACACUUUCACCCCAGGGCGUCAUUACUGGGAUGUGGAAGGCAGUGAAUCGGGAAGCUGGAAGGUAGGGGUGGCUUAUUUCAGUGUGGAGAGGGAAGGGGUCCUGUCCUGGAUAGGGGAGAAUAACAAGUCCUGGUGUUUGUACAAAUGGGAUAAUAAAUAUUCAGUGAUGUAUGACAGGAAAGAAACCAAGUUGCCCCACGUCCCGUCCUGCAGGAAAAUCAGAAUCACACUGGACCAUGAGGCUAGACGCUUGUCCUUUUAUGAGCUGAGUGAGCCAAUCAGACCCUUACACAGCUUCACUGCCGACUUCACUGAGCCCCUCCAUGCUGCAUUCUGGGUAGGGUGGGAUGCCUGGGUGAGAAUCAUUAGUUAA